Molecule: messenger RNA, 3355 nt
Organism: Eubalaena glacialis (North Atlantic right whale)
Lineage: Eukaryota; Metazoa; Chordata; Mammalia; Artiodactyla; Balaenidae
Product: cytidine monophosphate-N-acetylneuraminic acid hydroxylase
Exons: 18
Coding region: 308-2044 (578 amino acids)
Molecular function (GO): 2 iron, 2 sulfur cluster binding
Source: RefSeq, a predicted model, not a curated record
GCUCCGCCCUUUAAUGUAGACAUUAGCAACGGGUUCUCCGUGUGGCUAUGCCUCCUCCUCCCUGCCUCGGUAGGAACCAGCAAACUCUUGCUGGGAGAGUCUGAUAAGCUUUAAAAGAGGUGGCAAGGAAGACCAGCUCCCUGUGGACGCUACCCAUAUGGAAACAGGCCAAGACUGGAAACACCUUUAGGAAGACGGGUUUCCAAGCAAGCAUGUAUUAAGGACCUACUGUAACUGACUUAUUGAGCAGUCUUGGUUCCAUGGGAGACGAGCUGUUUUUGUGCUGUUUGGCCCCUUUCUACCUGGAAUGGAACAAAGCAUUGAACAAACAACUGAGAUCCUGUUGUGUCUCUCACCUGCUGAAGUUGCCAAUCUCAAGGAAGGAAUCAAUUUUGUUCGAAAUAAGAGCACUGGCAAAGAUUACAUCUUAUAUAAAAGUAAGAGCCACCUGCGAGCAUGCAAGAAUAUGUGCAAGCACCAAGGAGGCCUGUUCAUAAAAGAUAUCGAGGAUUUAGACGGAAGGUCUGUUAAAUGCACAAAACACAACUGGAAGUUGGAUGUGAGCACCAUGAAGUACAUCAAUCCUCCAGGCAGCUUCUGUCAAGAUGAACUGGUUGUGGAAAAGAAUGAAGAAAAUGGACUUUUGUUUCUAGAACUGAAUCCUCCUAACCCCUGGGAUUCAGAGCCCAGAUCUCCUGAAGAUUUGGCUUUUGGGGAAGUGCAGAUAACAUACCUGACUCAUGCCUGCAUGGACCUCAAGCUGGGAGACAAGAGGAUGGUGUUUGACCCUUGGUUAAUCGGUCCUGCUUUUGCCCGAGGAUGGUGGUUACUACAUGAGCCUCCAUCUGACUGGCUGGAGAGGCUGUACCAAGCGGACCUAAUUUACAUCAGUCACAUGCACUCAGACCAUCUGAGUUACCCCACACUGAAGAAGGUUGCUGGAAGAAGACCAGAUAUUCCCAUUUAUGUCGGAAACACAGAAAGACCUGUCUUUUGGAAUCUGAAGCAGAGUGGUGUCCAGUUGACUAAUAUCAAUGUAGUGCCAUUUGGAAUAUGGCAGCAGGUAGACAAAAAUCUUCGAUUCAUGAUCUUGAUGGAUGGUGUUCAUCCUGAGAUGGACACUUGCAUUAUCGUGGAAUACAAAGGUCAUAAAAUACUCAAUACAGUGGAUUGCACCAGACCCAAUGGGGGAAGGCUGCCUAUGAAGGUUGAUCUAAUGAUGAGUGAUUUUGCCGGAGGGGCAUCAGGCUUUCCGAUGACUUUCAGUGGUGGAAAAUUUACUGAGGAAUGGAAAGCCCAAUUCAUUAAAACAGAAAGGAAGAAACUCCUGAACUACAAGGCUCGGCUGGUGAAGGACCUACAACCCCGAAUUUAUUGCCCUUUUGCUGGGUAUUUUGUGGAAUCUCACCCAUCAGACAAGUAUAUUAAGGAAACAAACAUCAAAAAUGACCCAAAUGAACUCAACAAUCUUAUCAAGAAAAAUUCCGAUGUGUUAACAUGGACCCCACGACCUGGAGCCACUCUUGAUCUGGGUAGGAUGCUAAAGGAUCCAACAGACAGCAAAGGCAUCAUAGAGCCUCCAGAGGGGACUAAAAUUUACAAGGAUUCCUGGGACUUUGGACCAUAUUUGAGAAUCUUGAAUGCUGCUGUAGGAGAUGAAAUAUUUCGUCACUCAUGCUGGAUGAAAGAAUACUUCACUUGGGCUGGAUUUAAGGAUUAUAACCUGGUGGUCAGGAUGAUUGAGACAGAUGAGGACUUCAGCCCUUUUCCUGGAGGAUAUGACUAUUUGGUUGACUUUCUAGAUUUAUCCUUUCCAAAAGAAAGACCAAGCCGGGAACAUCCGUAUGAGGAAAUUUGGAGCCGGGUUGAUGUCAUCAGACACGUGGUGAAGAAUGGUCUGCUCUGGGAUGACUUGUAUAUAGGAUUCCAAACCCGGCUGCAGCGGGAUCCUGACAUAUACCAUCAUCUGUUUUGGAACCAUUUUCAAAUAAAACUCCCCCUAACACCACCCAACUGGAAGUCCUUCCUGAUGUACUGUGGGUAGAGAGGACCUGAGAUUUCCCAGUUCACAGGGAUACCAAGCAACAUGAAAAAUUCAAGUAUUUGCUGAUGCUACAUCUUGACCAUAGAAGCUUAUACCAAAGAAACCAUGCCUCAUUGACAUCAGCAGUGGAUAAUUACAUGUCGCAUUUGUGAAAUGUUCACAUAUCUUAUGUUUGUUGGAUCACUACAUAGCCAGAUUAUUAAUAUUUUACUUAUUCCGUCAAUAAUUUUCUAUCAAAGAACCAAUGAAUGCAAUAGGAACAACUUCUCUGUGGAAAAGAAAGAUAACAGGAGAUGUAAAUCCAAGCACAGAAGAAAUAGAACGGGCGGAGAAAAGGUUUCCUAGAAGACAGUGAAGAAAAAGGAAAGGGGUGGGGGAGCAGAAGUUAAGCUAGAAGAAGAGAAGAAAGAAGAGAAAUAGAUAAAUGAGAGGCAAUAAGAAGAAAAUAGGGAAGAGAAAAAAUUAAGAUGGAACUUAAAAAGGAGAAUGUAAAAACAGACAUUUUGCUCCUUAAUAGAUUGAUUCCCCAAAUAGAGUCCAUGAAUCUAAUUGAGUAAGAAGUGUUCAUGAGCUGUUUUCAAUUUUUCAAAAAGCUUUGUUGAAAUCAUCUAUUUACCAAAACAAGGCUGCAGAGGCUACCCUAAAAUGUAAUACUUUCGUUGGGACUGAAAGUAUUUUAAUUCGGUAACAAAAUCUGUUAUUUAAUGUAAAUUAUAAAUUCUAACAAAUGGCGGUAUCUUUGACUAAAAAUAUGAACACUAGCUAGUGAUAAAAUGAGUUUUAUAGACAAUAAUUUUCAAAAUCGAUAGAAUAAUCAACAAUAAAGACCCAUAUCUUGAAAAAAUUAGGAAAGCCUCUUCUGAACAUUUGAAAAUGCUGUUGCAAUGGUUAAAAUAGGCAACUAAUUUACUUCUGCUGAUGUCUGUAGUUUUUGAUGAUAUUCCCAUGAUUAUCACAUUAUCCCUAGGAAUGUGUGAUUGUUAACUACAUUUCUAUUUUACAUAUUGCUGUUUCCAGUAACACAAACCCCUCAUUGAUCUGAACAUCAAAAUUGAUUUUCUGAUUAUGUAUACUACCUCUUUAAUUCUGAAGAUACAAGAAUCCAGUGAUGGAAUUUAUCUCCUUAAAUCUCUUGAUUAUCUACUUCUCAUAAAGAUGAACACCGGUGAAGUUUGAUGGCUCUGGUUCACUUCACACAUUAUGCAUAUAUUUUGUGAUUUUGUGAUUUACAUUAUGCAUAUAUUUUAUAAAUUAUUUAACUAUCACCAAAAAAUAAAUGUAUAUCAACAGAAUAUGUGUUAAAAUGUAUAU